AUGAUGUCAAGAGAGGGAACUUUUCAAGGAGAGAGGAUGGUGCAUCAUCGUCAGGCAGAUCAAAGAGAUCAAACUCAAUCGUAUCAACGUCAAGAUUAUCGUCAUGAUAAUGGACAGUGGAAUGAACAUGGUACAUUUUUAUAUCCACAAAAUAAUAAUAAAAAUAAUGUCAACUAUAAUAAUAAUAAAUAUGGAGGUGGAAAGAUUGACUAG
Cavenderia fasciculata is the source of this 213-nucleotide messenger RNA. RefSeq lists its product as uncharacterized. The transcript has 2 exons. Bases 1 to 213 code for a protein of 70 amino acids. The record is from RefSeq and is a predicted model, not a curated record. Lineage: Eukaryota; Evosea; Eumycetozoa; Acytosteliales; Cavenderiaceae.